GAUCGACGUGUGCUUACCAGGUGGUUAUACGUUCGUGAACAAAAAUGAAAAUUUCAUUGAUAAUAUUAACGUCCAUUUUGAUUUCCUGCAAUGGUUUGCCGUACAGAGAUGAUACGGAAGAGGAUUCUAUUGUUAGCCCUUAUUCUCCAAUAAAUUUGGAAAAAUUAAGGAAGCUUAUGAAAACCGGCAAUGAGACCCUUAAAAUACCAGUUUUGGAUCCCUUCAAGUUAAAACAAUAUGUUUAUCAGAUUAAAGAGGAUCAUAUCGUUGAGGCUCACGGAUUUUUAAGAAACUUAAAGAUCAACGAUUUAUCUACUUUCAAUGUCAUCAAGGCAGACAUCAAUUUGGUCGGUGUUCAAGUUAACAUACAUCUUUCAUGGGAUUCGAUCAAAUUUGUUACCGAUUAUACCUUGAAGGGGACUUUAAUCGAACUUUUAUCGAUUUAUGGAUUCGGCGAUAUCAAAGCAAACGUGAAAGGAUUAGACUUAAACAUGACAAUGAGUUUUUCUGUAAAAGACGACGAAAUAUAUGUACGUAGUUUCGAUUCGGCAAUCAAACUCAAAGGGCUCGACUUCACAAUUACUGGAUUAUUUUACGACAAAGGAAUAUCAAGGAUAGUAAGCUUAAUUGUCUCCGAUAUGACACCGAAAUUGAUUGAUGAUUAUCAAAGUGAAAUAACCAAAAAAUUCAACACUUACGCUACGAAUUUUUUGAAUAAUUUCUUAAAGGGCUUAAAUUUGAUGAGCCUGUCGUUUCUUUCUUCUUAAAUGAAAGCAAAGAAAAAAAGAAAAAAA
Messenger RNA from Vespa mandarinia (Asian giant hornet), 794 nucleotides. RefSeq lists its product as uncharacterized. Gene Ontology annotation, biological process: multicellular organismal reproductive process. The record is from RefSeq and is a predicted model, not a curated record. NCBI's taxonomy places the organism in Eukaryota, Metazoa, Arthropoda, Insecta, Hymenoptera, Vespidae.